Molecule: messenger RNA, 1308 nt
Organism: Mytilus trossulus (common blue mussel)
Lineage: Eukaryota; Metazoa; Mollusca; Bivalvia; Mytilida; Mytilidae
Product: HCLS1-associated protein X-1-like
Exons: 7
Coding region: 76-1038 (320 amino acids)
Biological process (GO): negative regulation of apoptotic process; regulation of actin filament polymerization
Cellular component (GO): clathrin-coated vesicle; sarcoplasmic reticulum; mitochondrion
Source: RefSeq, a predicted model, not a curated record
CCGGAAGUAAAUAAGAAUCAAUACACAUGCGCAUGCAGACGAAGUAUUUCACGAAAAUUAGAAACUGCAAAGGCAAUGAAUAUCAACGACUUUUUCAAGUCUUUCUUCGGUUUUAAAAGUUCCAAAGAUCAUCAUCCAUUUGCAGGAAACAAUAUUUGGGAUGAUGAUGGUAAUGAUGAUGAAGAUGACCAUGGAACGUUUUUCUUUCACUUUGAUUUAAAUCGUCAGAUGGAGAGCAUGCAAAGAGAAAUGGAGGAUAUGUUUCGAAAUUUUGGUGCUGUAGAAUUUUCACCAGGUUCACAGCUUCCAGAAGCAAGAGAUCCUCAAAAUCCAAGAGAUCAGAUGUUAAAAGACAAUGAACACAAAGAGGAAAUGUUCUUUCAACCUCGUCUACCAUUUGCACCUGAGUCGAGAACCCAGCAGAAUCCAAGAGAUCAAAUGUUAAAAGACCAUGAAGAAAAAAAAGAGUCAAAGCCAUAUUUUAUACAACCCUUUUCUCCUUUCAGAUCUCCAUUCAGUCCAAGAUUACCUGUUACAGGAAAGAGGGAAGAUUCAGAUGUGGAUGGAAAGCUUGGAGUAGAUGAUGUUGCUAAACUCUUUGAUAAUCCAAAGUCACAGCCAGAGUUCAGGAUGGAACAACCAAAAUCCUUUUCUUUUAAUCGAAGCUUUUCAUUUACAACAUCAAGAGGCCCAGAUGGGAGAGUAGAACAGAGGAAGACAGUGAGAGAUGGAGAUGGGAAUGAAGAAGUGACAGUUACCAGAUCUAUAGGGGACCAGUCACAUUCUGUCACUAUAAAGAAAGAUAAAGCUGGUGUGGAGGAAAAGAUUGAAAAUUUUAACAAUAUUGAUGACAAGGAUAUCAAUAAAUUCAACAGAACUUGGAAAUCUCAGCCACAACCAUCAUUGCCUGAAUCUAAAGGAGAUCAAAUGAUCAGAGACAACCAUCCAGAUUUGAGAGACAAUAUCCCAGUGAUUAAAGACAGCACAGAUGCAUCACUGUUCCAUAAAUUCUUUGAUGGUUGGUUUAAACCAAAGUAGACCUGUAAAAUAUGUCCUAUACCAGAUUGAAACAGAAAUUUAACAUCUCAAAUGACUUGCUGAUAUAUGUACAUCUGCUGAUGUACAUGCUGUUUCAUACUUUACAUAAACCAUUGUCUUUCAGUUUUAAUUUUCAAAUGUAUGGUAUCAAUAACGUUUUUUGUUUUGUUUGAUUAAACUUGCUAUCGGCAAAGUAGAUGCAUAAGACUCCUUGUUUCACAUGUCAAUGUGACUGAGUGUUUUUAAAAUAAAGCAUAUUGUAUACUUGUA